AUGUUUGUAGACAAUAGGGAACAAGAAGCCGCCACUUGCGAAAGCGAUGUUGAUAAGCGAAUCACAGCUUUGCAAGCUGCUUGGAACGUAACAAAUGCCAUUCAAGGAAUGUUUAUUGUCGGAUUACCUAUCGCUGUCAAGGUUGGCGGUUGGUGGACGAUUGCUGCUUUGGUUGCUGUCGGUUAUAUGUGCUAUUCUACUGGAUUACUGCUUAUAGACUGCCUAUAUGAGAAUAAUAUCAAGGCAUCCAUAACUUUAGUUCGUCAAACAUAUCGCGAUGUGGCUGAAGCUUAUCGACACGGUAUGGGCUGUUUUGUCCUAAUGGCGCAGCUUAUCGAACUGCUUAGCACCUGCAUCAUAUACAUUGUCAUUGCUGCUGAUCUUCUUCAAAGUUGUGUUCCCGCUGUUGGUAUGAAAUUUGAUUUUGAAUUUCUUCAAGCCUGCGUAUUAGAGGUUCAAUUCAUGUGUCUUGACAAACCAGCUUGGAUGAUGUUGGUUACGACAGCUUUACUUGGCUGUUCAUUCUUAGAAUCCCUGCGUGUCGUUAGUCACCUUAGUCUCGCAAAUGCAGUUUCUCAUUUAAUUGUCAAUGCUAUUGUUAUAUUUUAUUGCAUUUCACAAAUAUCUGACUGGGUAUGGAAUGAAGUACCAUUUACUUUGGAUAUCCGCACAAUGCCAACUAUAAUCGGAGUUGUCGUUUUUGGUUACACUUCACAUAUAUUUCUUCCAUCGCUUGAGGCAUCAAUGCAGAAUCCGAGUGAAUUCAAAUGGAUGUUGAAAUGGUCGCAUAUAAUCGCUGCAAUAUUCAAAGCUAUUUUUGGCUUAUUUGGAUUUCUUACUUUUGGUGAAUUAACACAAAAAGAAAUAUCAAAUUCAUUGCCAAAUCAAUCAUUUAAGAUCAUAGUUAACACAACUCUUGUAAUAAAAGCAUUACUAUCGUAUCCAUUGCCUUAUUUUGCGGCAGUUCGACUUAUUUCUGAGAAUUUUUUUCGUGGAACCAAACAUACACUCUUUACAAGUUGUUAUGGAAUGGGAAAUACGAUUCGAGAAUGGGCUUUAUGCUUGCGGAUUCUUUUAUUGCUCUUCACGUUAUCAACAGCUCUAUCCGUUCCGUAUUUAAUCGAAUUGAUGGGUCUUAUCGGCAAUAUCACUGGCACAAUGCUUAGUUUCAUAUGGCCUGCUCUAUUUCAUUUGAAGAUUAAAGCUGCUAAAUUAUCAAAUCAAGAGAAACGAUUUGAUUAUAUAAUUAUCACAGCUGGUUUAUCUAUAAUGAUAAUAGGGGUCUAUUACUCAGCUAUUGAACUUGCCAUAGCUGUUAAGUAUGGAGAACCAUAA
Messenger RNA from Dracunculus medinensis (Guinea worm), 1335 nucleotides. NCBI's taxonomy places the organism in Eukaryota, Metazoa, Nematoda, Chromadorea, Rhabditida, Dracunculidae. The record is from the annotation of a GenBank genome assembly.